UCUUGGAUGCUAUUUGAAUGAAUGACUGGGGGCAAAAACCACCUCAGCAACAAUCGUCAUCGUAUUUGACUAUGCCACUAGUGGACUCCAUCCUUGUGGUUGGUUUCUUUCUUUAGCAACACCCGCAGUGGAGCCAAAGAUCGGCCACAGAGGAGGCUUUGCAUUGCGACGCCUGUCUGGAUCAACAACCCACAGCCUUCGCUCGUUGAGCUUUUUUCUGUUUUUCUCCCUUGUUGAUUCGCAUUUUCACUUUCUUUAUUUAUUCCCACUCAUAUUCCUUCUUGUUGGUUCAAGGGAUAUCAAAAAUUUUAUUCAACCACCUCCUUCACGCGUGGUGGCACUGACGACAAGUGGAUCUUUGUUUUGUUAUCAUAUCAACAUCCAUACAUAUUAUCCCCCACACGAGCCAAAGAAUUAAUUAAUAUCGAUUGAUUACUGCUUGAUCCAAGCGCAUCACCACCUUGACUCAAACAGAUAUCAACAUGCGAUCCAAACCCAGAUCCGUGAAACCAUCGGCGUAUCCUGCAAUACCAUUUCAUGCCAUCCGCGCUGUGGGCUUUAUCUCUACUCUGGUCGUCGGUAUUAUUCUAGCCGUCUUCAUCUACAACCUCCACCAAGGUGGCUUCAAACUUCCUUGGGCAUUCCUGGUCUUGCUGAUCACCGUUAUCCUUUCCCUUCUUAAUUACAUCCUGACUACCAUAACCCACUGCUGCUAUGGCCUCUCACCGCGCCUAUCACUCCUAUCGAAUACGAUCUGUCUUCUUCUCUGGCUCAUCUCCCUCGGCCUCCUGAGCUGGAGCAUGUCCCAAACGAUCUUGACUACCUGCAACGCCACGUACUGGGCUACUUCUACUGGUAUCACCGUUUGUCGGAUAUACAAGGCAUUGUUCGCCUUCACUGUCUUGGGGAAUAUCUCGUACAUCGCCGCCAUCGCCCUCGAUGUUAUCGUACGCAGACGUCAAACUCGUCUGGGCGAGUACGACCCCAUGGCCAGCAACCCAGCCUUGAACGAUUACAAGAUGCACGAUCGCAGCAGCAGUGCCUUGUCGGGAGGUAUGGGCCCUUAUGGUGGACUUGAUGAACAACAUCCCGCGCUUCGUUCGAAUCAUCACACGGAUGAUGUCUACAGCGAUAUCCCUGCUCCGGGUAAUUAUUCCGGUCAGGCGAUGCCCCCGCCCGUGUAUGGUGCCAGUUCCACCUUUGAGCAGCAUCAUGGUGGUGAGGCACAGGAUUAUUAUCAGCCGACGCCUACUCGUCCUCGUGUCCGAUUCAGCGCCUAUGGGCAUGACGGGUACAGUCACCCAACAGAGCAGACGCAUUAUGAUCCCGCGGCAUAUAGAUGAGCUCUUGCGGUACACACCAUUUCCUGGAUAUAACUGGACAACCACUGGGAAUUGUACAGUAUUGGGGGCUGUCUGGUUACAACGGACCUGGUAAUGUGUCGAUUAUAUGAAACUCGAUCUGAUGUGUUACGAUCUUGCAGUGAAGGGUUAAUACUUGUUUUGUCAGGGCGUAAUAGGUGUAUUGUUUAUAUCAAAGAUGUCGUCCUUUCUGUCAGUCUUAGAUGUUGUGAUCAUGAAUCAUGCCAGAUUUGUAUAUUUGUGGUAUUUUUCUCUCUCUAAAUAUUU
Molecule: messenger RNA, 1628 nt
Organism: Aspergillus caelatus
Lineage: Eukaryota; Fungi; Ascomycota; Eurotiomycetes; Eurotiales; Aspergillaceae
Exons: 2
Coding region: 483-1343 (286 amino acids)
Source: RefSeq, a predicted model, not a curated record